This is a messenger RNA of Meyerozyma guilliermondii ATCC 6260, 2532 nucleotides long. RefSeq names its product carnitine O-acetyltransferase (gene CTN3). The transcript has a single exon. Gene Ontology annotation, cellular component: cytosol. Gene Ontology annotation, molecular function: carnitine O-acetyltransferase activity. Bases 1 to 2532 code for a protein of 843 amino acids. Lineage: Eukaryota; Fungi; Ascomycota; Pichiomycetes; Serinales; Debaryomycetaceae. The record is from RefSeq and is a predicted model, not a curated record. Gene Ontology annotation, biological process: carnitine metabolic process.
AUGACAACUUUUCUGAACGAACCGAACAUUCCUCGGCUUCCUGUGCCGCUGAUCGAGAGCACCACCACCCAGCUCCUUUCUGCACUCAAACCAUUGGUUUCAACCGAAGAAUAUGACGAAAUUGUAGCCGAAGCUCAUCUGUUCAAGCAACACAAAAUCAUCAAUCUUAUCCAAAAACACUUGGAAGCAGUUGCUGCCAAUCCCAAUUUUACAUGCUAUUUAAACUCCAUCAACGAUGAGACGAACCCAGGAAUCUACGGCGAGCUUCGAGGAGACAUUUUGCCUCGAAAUCCAUAUUUGAUUUUGGAACAAGAUCCAUAUUCAAAGACAUUGAACCCACCCACCCAGGCACAACGAGCAGCAAACUUGAUCAAUUCGUCGCUUAAAUUUGUUGUUUCGCUCAGAAACGAAACACUAAAGCCGGAUGUUACGCCCAAAAACGGUAAUCCAUUGACUAUGAAUUGCUACCGUAACCUCUUUGGAACUACAAGAGCACCAGAUAUUCAUGAUAAUCCCCACCAUAUUAUCCUCAAAAAGUACAAAAAUAUCAACGACUCUCGUCACAUCCUUGUGAUUUGCAACAACCAAUACUACAAGUUGGAGGUAUUGACCGAAUAUACUGAAGAAGCGUAUGAAAAAACAAAGACAAAGCACCGGAUUUGGUUCGGCGACCACGACCUUUCGCUCAUUCUUCAGGAUAUCAUUGACGAGUCUAGUGAGUUCAGCACGUUGGACUCCGUGAACAAUUCCAUCGGCUCGCUAACCACCCAGACUUAUCAUGUGUGGAAACAGGGCCGGUUGGAGCUUGAAAAAUCCAAUGCAAAGUUUUUGGAAACCAUAGACAACGCCUUGUUUGUGGUAGUUUUGGACGUGCUCAACUCUCCAGAGUCCGACCAGGAUAAAACCAAGGUCAUUUCCUACGGAACCUCAGAGCUUCAGCCAGGAACAAGUAUUCAAUGUGGUUCAUGUACUUCGCGGUGGUACGACAAACUACAGUUAAUUGUCACGAAAAAUUCCGUGGCUGGAGUUGUAUGGGAGUCCACCUCUAUGGAUAGCACUGCCAUUCUCCGGUUCAUCAGUGAUAUCUAUACCGAUUCGAUUUUGAAGUUGGCCAGAAAUAUUAACGGUUCUGAGUACACUUUGUUUGACGAGCAUGUGGAAUUUGUUUCGCCAAGAGAAGACGCCGAGAAACCUGUUUCUGUUCGUUUGAUCUUGAACCGCACUCCAGAACUACAAAAUCUCAUCCAUCUUUCCGAAACUCGGUUGGCAGACCUCAUCAACCAGCACGACUACAUCACCAUGGACCUCAAGUUGGACACCCAUUACAUCUCCAAAAGCGGGUAUUCCGUUGACUCGUUUCUCCAGGUGGGCUUACAGAUUGCAAACUACACCCUCUACGGCAGAAUAGCCAACACUUUGGAGCCCAUCACCACGAGAAAGUUCCGAGAUGCUCGCACAGAAUUGAUUCCCGUUCAAGACGAAGAAAUCUCUCGGCUCGUAAAGCUUUUCAUUUCCAAUUCUACACCUCUGGAAAAGCUUCGUGCCUUCCGUAGAGCGGUGUCAAGCCAUAACGAAAGGUACCGCAAUGCCAUGAUAGGCAAAGGAUUCGAAAGGCACUUGUGGGCUUUGGUUCAUGUGAUUAAAAGACCCAGAGCAGUUGACUAUCUCAAUGAAGUCAACAAGGACGUAGCAGGUCUCGAGCCCAUUCCUGAACUUGCAAUGAUUCCACAUCUCCAUAUACCAUUUCUUUCGAAUCCCAGCAUUGAAAAAAUUUCCUCUCCAGAACUUUUGGUUUCGAACUGUGGAAAUGCCGCUUUGCGGUUCUUUGGCAUUCCUCCAGCUCACGAUCAGGGUUUUGGAAUAGGAUACAUUAUACAUCGUGACAAGGUUUGCAUUACUGCUAGCUCAAAACACCGCCAGACAAACCGUCUUUUGGAUACAUUUAAGCUGGUGGUCAACGAAAUUAAGCGCUCUAUAAGACAAGAUUCCAACUUUUUGCUACAAGUCGCCGACUCAGAGCCUCGUAAGAGUGAGCUUCAAAAGUUGAGAGUUCAAAAAGAACUUCUGGAAGUUGCAAAUUCUCCACUGAAAAGGCACCCAGUCACAUUGACGCUCGCUCAGACUCCGGGUCUGUCAACUCCAAAAAUGCUGGACUAUUUCUCCUCAGAUGAUGUUCCGCAAUUGGCUUCUUCAGACUCCGAAGGACGUAGUUCCCGCUCAGAUUCUUUGGAUGGACCUGAUUUCGAUGUUCUUGGAGGUUACGGCUACUUUGAUUUUGGACAGAUUGAUCUACGUUCCAAUGAAAUUACGAGAGACGAAUCGCAUCUCAACAGUAGCUCAAAUCUUACUUCAAGGCACCAUUCAGGCACAAAUCUCGCAGCAUUGGCGGGUCAUACCAGCAAGGAUCUUGAGCAUAAGUUGUCACUUUCCGAGAGAAUUAGAGAUAAGUUAUUGAGCGACGACGAGGAUGCUCCACAGAGAGAACGUCGGCCAAAAAAGGAGAUCGGAAGGGGAAUCAGCGUUAGCAAGUAG